Molecule: messenger RNA, 6062 nt
Organism: Dermochelys coriacea (leatherback sea turtle)
Lineage: Eukaryota; Metazoa; Chordata; Testudines; Dermochelyidae
Gene: GDA
Product: guanine deaminase
Exons: 14
Coding region: 271-1623 (450 amino acids)
Biological process (GO): guanine catabolic process
Cellular component (GO): cytosol
Molecular function (GO): guanine deaminase activity; zinc ion binding
Source: RefSeq, a predicted model, not a curated record
CCGGAGGAGCCCGGCAACCUGCAGCGUUCAAGGCAGCAACGGGGCGAAGGAAGGAGCCUUCCAGCGCCAGUAACCACGCCCCAAAGGGAAAGUCAUUGGGGGGCGGAGAGACGGUGCAGGGGGAGCUGCGACUGGGACGCAGGGAACAGACACCAGCUCCCGGGAGCCGGAGGCAGCCAGGCAGAGCGAGCCGCGGGCCCGAGCCGCCGCCGCCGCCGCCCGCCCCGGGCAAGUCUGAGCGCCACCGGCCGCCUCCUUCCGGGCACCGCCAUGGGCUCCCCCCAGAAGCCGCCCCUCGCUCACCUCUUCAAAGGGACCUUCGUGCACGCCAGCCGCUCCUCGCCCAUGACCGUGCUGCAGGGCCACCUGCUGGGCGUGGACGAGGACGGGAGAAUUGUGUUUUUGGAGCAAGCAGAUCAGCAAGAGCAACUAGCUAAGAAGUGGGGCUUCAAAGCAUCUGAUAUAAGAGAGCUUAGUAAUCAUGAAUUCUUCAUGCCAGGAAUGGUUGAUACUCAUAUCCAUGCACCUCAGUAUGCAUUUGCUGGAUCAAGAAUAGAUCUACCUCUUUUGGAAUGGUUAAACACAUAUACAUUUCCAACAGAAGUCAAAUACAAAGAUAAUGAUUUUGCUGAAGAAGUAUACACCAGAGUUGUAAGAAGAACACUAAAGAAUGGCACGACUACAGCAUGCUACUUUGCAACAAUUCACACAGCUGCUUCUUUGCUACUUGCUGAAAUUAUAGAUAAAUUUGGUCAGCGAGCAUUUGUUGGCAAAGUUUGCAUGGAUCGCAAUGAAUUUGUUCCAGAAUACAAGGAAAGCACUGAUGAAUCUGUCAAGGAGACAGAAAGGUUUGUUAGAGAACUACUAGAAAAGAAAUAUCAAAAGGUACAACCCAUAGUGACGCCUCGUUUUGGACCUUCCUGCACUGAGGAGUUGCUGAGUAGACUUGGUGACUUUGCGAAGGCUCAUGAUAUUCACGUGCAGAGUCAUAUAAGCGAGAAUGAUGGAGAAAUCAAACUUGUGAAGCAAAUGUUUCCUGCCUAUAAAAAUUAUACUGAUUUAUAUGAUAAAAACAAGCUACUUACAAGCAAGACUGUGAUGGCCCAUGGCUGUCAUCUCUCUGAUGAAGAGCUGAAACUUUUUAGUCUUCGAGGAGCUGCAAUUGCCCAUUGCCCCAAUUCAAACUUUAUGUUGUGCAGUGGCAUUUUAAACAUACAAAAUGUUCAGAAGCACAAUGUGAAGAUUGGUCUUGGCACAGAUGUUGCUGGUGGGUAUUCAGCUUCCAUGCUUGAUGCUAUCAGGAGAUCGAUUUCUGCAUCUAAUAUCUGUCAAAUUAAUAAAGUGAACGAGACAGGCUUAACUCUUAAAGAAGCUUUCAGACUAGCAACUCUUGGAGGGAGCCAAGUCCUAGGACUAGAUGAUGUGAUUGGAAACUUUGAAGUUGGCAAAGAAUUUGAUGCACUGCUGAUCAACCCCAAGGCUUCAGACAGUCCUUUUGACUUGUUUGCUGCAGAUACUUUUGAGGAUAUUAUCCAAAAGUUCCUGUAUCUAGGUGAUGAUCGGAAUAUUAAUGAAGUAUAUGUGGCAGGCAAGCAAGUGGUUCCUUUUUCAAGUUCAGUUUAAUUUCAUUUCCCUUCUGCAAAACAUUCUAUGGAUCAUUCUGCAUCUAAAUUUGAAGGGAUUGGUUAAAUGCAGUGCCUCAUUGUCAAGAGUGACACCUCACUUUCUUUGUUUAAUGCUAUGAAUUUGCAAAAUAAUUACGAGCAUCGUUAGAUUGCAAUUUACCUUAGCAAGAUGAUCACAUUUGUAUAAGGAAAAAGGCUUUUAAGUCCAUCUUUACAAUUCACAUCCAUGAGCAGUGGGGGGGUGGGUGGAAGAGAAAGCACGGACAGCUAGAUUAAAGUUAGUGUGGUAUACCUACUCUAGCAGAGGUUCCAGAUGAAUACCAUGCAGCUGUCUGAAGCUCACAGAUUGCCAGAGUCAAAUGGAAUUCAAACCUUGCAUGUUUUUAGUUCUGUUCUGGGCCUGAUUCUCUUUGCACACAGCAAUUUAUACCAGUUAACUGAAUGGACUUCAGUGGGAUUACUCCUGAUUUAAACUGGUGAGAGAUCAGACUCGGGCCCCAUGAUUUCUGCAUAAACCAAGUUUGGUAAAGAAAAUUUGUAGUUUUUAAGGCUAGAAAGUGAAAGUUCUCCCACCCCAACUGUUAUAACUUCCAAAUGAUCAAGAAGCUUUGUAUAAAAAGCUUUUCCUUUUUUAUGAGAGAAAUGAGUGGCUAAAAACAGAGGAUCCAUAAAUAUUCCCUGUGUGUUCACAGUAUUUGUAAUUCCUGUAGAAUAUAGUUUUGAACUGAGAUAGAUUUUUAAUAGCAAAACCAGAGAAGUAUAAAUUUAUAGAAUUUACUUAUUCCUGCAAGUGCUUGUCAGGAACUAUUAUCUGUAUUUGAGCACAGAGGCAGGCAUAAUCCCAGUCUGGUUCGCUUCCAGUUUAAAGAUGUCCUUUUAAUUUUUGAAAAAGUCUGUGUGAUUAAACUCUUCCCUUGAAGAGCACAUUUCCCUACAUUUUAGCUCUGGCAUUUUGCUUCUGGGGUUAGACAGCCGGUUUACCUCUUGCUGGCCUAAUGCCUCUUUUUCAUGAUUGCUUUGUAACACAAUGGAAAUGCGCUUGAAUUUAAAUACCCUCAGAGACCUUUCCUCUAGGCCAGGUCUACACUAGGCAAUUAGGUCAGUAUAACUAUAUGUUGUUCAGGGGUGUGAAAAAUCCACACCCCUGAGCGAAGACCUAAUCCCAAACAUAGACAGCGCUCGGUCAACUGGAGAAUUCUCCUGUGGACAUAGCUACUACUUCUUGGGGAGGUGGAGUACCUACCUGAGGGGAGAAGCCUCCUAUCGGCGUAGGUCAGUGGUGGGCAAUCUGCGGUCGGUGGGCCACACGCGGCCCAUCAGAGUAAUCUGCUGGUGGACCGCCAAACCCUUUGUUUACAUUUGCACGGCCGUCCGCAGCUGCCAGUGGCCACGGUUCGCCAUUCCCGGCCAAAGGGAGCUGUGGGAAGCGGCGGCCUGCAGGUUGCCCAUUACAGCGCCAGAGGAUCCCUAAAAAUCUGCAAGAUAUAGGGCCAAAACACAGCAGAACAAUUUGGGGAAGUCACUGAGGAUCCCAUUGUGGAAUUUUACUCCCCCAAAGGUUUUCUAUGAAAUUCUGCCCCCCCUUCAUUUGCACAAAAUUGCCUAAAUAAAGACAAAUCAAAGCACAACCCCCCUCCCCCCCUCAAAAAAUACACCACAAACAAAAUAUGAGCUGGCCACAAGGCAUAAAGGGAAGAUACGAAAUGGAACUAAGGACAAAGCCAGAUCCUCAGCUGGUGUAACUUGCCAUAGCACAAUGAACUUCAGCUGAACAUCUGGCCCAAAGAGUACAAAUGGGCGAGAGAACCUCUGAAGCACAUAUAACCAACUGCUUCCAGUUGUCUACCCAGACUCUCUGGAUGGAAUCUUUGAUGUUAUUUGUGUCUUUCAUUUAUGUUCAAUGGCAGCAUGCAAUUCAGAAAAAAGAUGGGCUGGGAGGCUAGCUUGAUGGACCAAUAUGCUUAGUGUACACUAUGUUAAGACCAGCACUUUUUUUAUUUAUUAUAAAUGGAAUCUAUUUGAAAUUUUAUGUCUAUCUAACUGUGUCACUUGUUAAACUUCUGCUUUUAGUUAUUAAUGAAAUUGCUCCUAAAUAUUGCCUAUGCUUUAUGCAGCAUUAUUUGAAUUAUUCAUGUGUAGCAAGUGGUGAUCUGCACUUAAAAUGUUGCCUUGGCCAAUGUUUAUAGUUAUUCUGUGAUUUUUGCCAACAGAAGGCAUUGUAGACUGAAAAGAGAGAUUCUGUAUUUGUUCAUUUGUACUGAAUGUUUUCAUUGCUGGAGUGUAAUUUCUGCUAGUAAGGAAAGAGUUAAAUGAACCCCAUCAAGCAGUUUAUGCUCAAGUAUAGGUUGUGGGGACCGGAGGAGGGGUCCAAUGGAUUAAUGGAUUUAUAAAACCUGAUAUGAAUAGAAAUAUUUUCAUUGAAUUAAGAAAAGUUCUGUGGAAACAGGCUUUUAAAUUUAGCCUGUAGUGUGGACAGCAAAGCACAACAAAAAGCAACAUAAAUGGACAAAAGUAAAUUGGAGUUCUUUUAAAGAAUAUUUCAGUUCCAAAAAUCAAAGAUAUUACCAGCAUAAUCAGUCAAGGACUUCAAAACAUGUAUAGUUUUAAGUGUUCCUAUAGGUAGUCAAUAAUGCAUGACAAGAUGUGUAGCUUUUUAAUUUUAUAAUGUGUUUAUAUAAAUCAAUGGUACAGCCUCAUCUGGAAUACUAUAUGCAGCACUGUCACCCCCAUCUCCAAAAGGAUAUUGCAGAAUUAGAGGGGAGGACCAACGAGAAUGAUCAAGGGCCUAGAAAAAUUCUCAUAUGAUGAGAGCCUGAAAAGUGUGGGAUUAUUUUCCAUAGAAAGGUGGUAUGAGGGAACAUGAAACCAGAAUAUAAAAUAAUAAAUAGUGUUGAGAAGGUAUAUCAGAAACUUGUUGCUGUCUCAUAACAAAAAAACAAGGGGACAUUGAGUGAAAUUAAAAUGUGGGACAUUCAAAACUGACAGAAGGUAAUUCUUUUUCAUACAUUGUGAAACUCAUUGCCACAGAUGUCAGUGACGCCAAGAAUUUGACAAGAUUCAAAAGGGGACUGGACAUUGAUAUAGACAUCAAAAAUAUCCAGAGAAUUAUAGUUAGCAGUAGGUGAAUAACAGAUUUUUUUAGUUCCCUGGCAGUUCUGAAAAAUAAAAAGAAUAUGGUUUCAGUCAACCCAAACCCAGAAACUUCAAAAAAUGUUGAUAAGUCAAAAAAAAAUCGAUUUGGUAAUGUUUUGUUUCAGAUAUUUUUAAAGGGCUAGAUUCACAAAAUGCUGAUGGUGACAGGGUUAGAAGAUGGUGGUGAUGGUGCCCUCCUUAUAACUUGUAGUUCAAUGGUUAGAGUACUCACUUGGGACGGGGAAGACCCAGGUUCAAUUCUCCUGUGCCUGAUGUGGAAAAGAGAUUUGAACUUGGGUAUCCCACAGUGCAGGAGAGGGCCCUGACCACUGGGCUAUGGGGCAGCUUGGGGUAGCUCUCACUUUUUCUUGCUGAAGUAGUUUCACUUGUUAUAAAUAGUCAUUGGAGCAGUGACUUGAACUUUGGUCUCCUACAUCUUAGGCGAGUGCCCUAACAUGGCUUGUCCUAGUCUACACUGACCACAAAGUCAUGGUCACCAUCAUCUCAUCUAACUCCAUGGUUCCCAGUCAUGUUGAAACACAAUAACAUUUUCUAAUGAAGAUGAGCCUUCAACAGCUUGUCUGCUGAGACUGCCACCAGGGAAUGGUGGUGGCUUUUGUGAGGUGGAUGCCUAUCCCAGAGAAUCUGCACUAAGACUAUCCCCCUUUAUCUUUGUUCCCAUUCCAUGUCCAGUAAGGUUCUAAGCUAGUGGGUUAGGUUCAUUCCAGAGUGACAAUGACCUGUGUUGAUGUAAACCUUAGUGUAGGUCACUGACACUAGAAAAUUCACUAGGGGACCAGGCUGCAGCUGUGCAAAGCAGUCAUACAACCUCUGCUAGUCUGCAGAGCCGCAGACAAUACAAGAGGCAGUGCUAGGCAGUAUGGGCAACGUUCUGAUUCAGCACAUCCCCUCACAGGGUCGUGGUGGGGAAGGUCUUGUGCAACUUAAGGGAGGAUUAUGGAAGCAAUACUGGCUGCUCUCCUUAGGGAACAGACCUUGUCCUUCCUCCCCAACAUGUAAUUUACACCUCCUUGGGCCAGUUUUGCUGAAACUGGCCAAUGGUCCCUUCUGCCUGGUUCCUGUUGUAUGUAGGUCCUCGUUCUCUCUUUCCAGCUGUUUCUGAGGAAAACACCUAACAGAAAUAAUGUUCAGUUCCUCCUUUCUAUUCUAAUUAUGUGUAUCUUGGAGGGGGGUAUUUGGAAUAAUGGUAUUUGCUUUUUGCACUGUUCUGCUUGUUUCUGAUUGUGCUGAAUGAACACCCAUGUACUGCUGAAACAAAAUAAAGAGGGCUUGUGUUUACAUUAA